CUGCUAGUAGAGAUGGCUGAUUUUCUGGGGUAUGAGUCUUUGACAGCCACCUUAGGGUGUUGUUGGGAUGUUGGCAUGUCAGAAUUAUAGAGGGGGAGAGAUUUAAACUUAGUCUCUAAUGCCAGUUACAUGUUUACUCCUUUCUUUUCUCCAGUAAUCCCAAAGUUCUAUUAAGGCAGUGGUUUAUUAGCAUGGGCCCAGGAGCCUGACUGCGUUGGUUCAAAUCCCAGCUCUGCCACUUAAGUAAAAGCUUUGUGACCUUGGGCAGGUUACUUAACGUUUCAGUUCCUCAUUUUCCUCGCCUGUCAAAUGGUAAUGAUAGUGCCUACCACAUGGGAGACUGAAUGAGUUAAUACUUACAAAGCAAAUAGAACACAGCAUGUGUUGUUAUUAUAAUUUUAGUAUUAUCAUUUUUAGCAUUCAUUCUCAAUUGACCUGUUUUGUUUACUCUAUUCCCCAACAAGUAUGUACAUUUAAGAAUAGGCAUAAAAGUGGCCAGGCGCGGUGGCUCACACCUGUAAUCCCAGCACUUUGGGAGGCCGAGACUGGUGGAUCACGAGGUCAGGAGAUUGAGACCAUCCUGGCUAACAUGGUGAAACCCCGUCUCUACUAAAAAUACAAAAAAAAUUAGCCAGGUGUGGUGGCAGGAGCCUGUCAUCCCAGCUACCCGGGAGGCUGAGGCAGGAGAAUGGCGUGAACCCGGGGGGCGGAGCUUGCAGUGAGUCGAGAUUGCGCCACUGCACUCCAGCCUGGGCGACAGAGCAAGACUCUGUCUCAAAAAAAAAAAAGGCAUAAAAGUAAAAGAAUCAAGGACAUAGAGUUUAACAUUAGAACUGAAGUGAGUAAAAAGACUGGACGCACAUUUGGUCCAAGAGGCAUUGCUUUAUUGCUCUGGUUAAGGCUCAGACUUGGUAGUAGGCUUAGAAAAGAACUGAAGACAAGAAAAAGGGAGGGAGGAGGGCGCAGUGUGUUGCAUGGUUUGUCCUUGUUGAGGAGGAAAGCAAAUGCUAGGACUACAUUCUCAGGAAAAACCAAACUUGUGCUAGCACCUCAGAGGAAUUCUGUGUGGGGCCUGCCUCUGCUUUGACCUGGCAGUUGCAGGACACUUAGCCAGCUGCUGCCCUCUCCCAUCCCCCACUUUUGACUUCUCACAUACCCUUUUAUGUUGUCACUGCUGCCUCAGAGCAACACCCAACUCUAGAAUAAGGAUUCUUAAUAUGGAGCCCGAGAACCCUAGGAGGAAUCUAUGAAAUGAGCGUGAGAAGGUCUCUAUUAAUACCUGAAAUUACAGGCAAAAGUUUGUGUACAUGUUAGCAGGUAUCUUUUGUGGCAAGAGAGUCCAUGGCUUUUAUGAGAUUCUCAAAGGGCUGACAGACAUAAAAAUGUUAACCAUUGCUAUAGGAGACAGUUUAAACUCAGUAAUAACAGCUGCCAUUUAUUGAGUAUUUACGAGUGAGGCACUGAGUUAAGCUUUUACAUGAACAUCUUUUUAGUCCUCACAGCAACCCUGUGAGGUUAGUACUGUUGUUAGUACUGUUAGCACUGAGGUUAGUACUAUUCCUAUUUUACAGAUGAGGACACUGAAGUUGGGUAUCUUUCCAAGAUCACAGAGCUAGUAAAACAAGGAUUUAAGUGUAGGGCUGUUUUCUACAUUCAGCAUUUCAGCUCUCAGCCCCAACAAUGUUCUGCCUCUUCUUGUGGACAUUCAAAGUCCUCCAGAGUUUACCCUUGGACCCACCUUCCUAAUCUGAUUCCCUUUUCCUCAUUUCUUAAAUCCUUUGUUCCAACCAAACUGAUUUCUUUGGUGCUCUAAUUCUUCCUUAUUUUUGGUUCUCCUGCUUUUGUUUGAGCCUCUCACCUGAUCAGGUGUGCCCGCUCUCUUGCUUUCUGCCUAUACAAAUCCCAUGCAUCCUUCCAUGUUUACCUCCAUCCCCACUCUGCUGAGCGUGUUAUUGCUAACCCUGUGACCAGGCUGCACGCCAUAAUUCUGUUCCACAGAACUCCAGUCACAACUAUCACUCCUUCAGUUCUUUGACUAUAUCCAUGUACUACUGGGUGGCAUCUCUCCCACAUUGCCCUGAACUCUUUUCCUGAUAUUUAACUUAAUUUUUCUCCCCAAGUAAAUUGUAAAUUCCUGGAAGUGGGACGGCUAGUAUUUCAGGAGCAGUCACCAAAGCUCUGCCAUGUUUCUCACCUGUGUUCUCUUCUGAUACUGUUCAACAGCUUUGAAAUAGGUAAGGUGCUUACCAUUUCGCUGGUCAGGAUGCUAAUUCUUAGAAAGGUCAAGUAACUUACAGCUGCUGUUACCACAGAUUCAAGGCGAAGUCUGCCUAAGUCCAAAGCUGCUUCUGCUGCCACAUGCUACCUCCCUGCCAGCACCUCCCACCCCUGUAUGCAGGGUCAAGCAAGAGUGAUAAUAGAGUGACAUCCUUCAGAGACCUCAUUCAUGACCAAGAUGAAGAUGAGGAGGAAGAGGAAGGCCAGAGGAGCAGGUUUUAUGCUGGGGGCUCAGAGAGAAGUGGACAGCAGAUUGUUGGCCCUCCCAGGAAGAAAAGUCCCAACGAGCUGGUGGAUGAUCUCUUUAAAGGUGCCAAAGAGCAUGGAGCUGUAGCUGUGGAGCGAGUGACCAAGAGCCCUGGAGAGACCAGUAAACCGAGACCAUUUGCAGGAGGUGGCUACCGCCUUGGGGCAGCACCAGAGGAAGAGUCUGCCUAUGUGGCAGGAGAAAAGAGGCAGCAUUCCAGCCAAGAUGUUCAUGUAGUAUUGAAACUCUGGAAGAGUGGAUUCAGCCUGGAUAAUGGAGAACUCAGAAGCUACCAAGACCCAUCCAAUGCCCAGUUUCUGGAGUCUAUCCGCAGAGGGGAGGUGCCAGCAGAGCUUCGGAGGCUAGCUCACGGUGGACAGGUGAACUUGGAUAUGGAGGACCAUCGGGACGAGGACUUUGUGAAGCCCAAAGGAGCCUUCAAAGCCUUCACUGGCGAGGGUCAGAAACUGGGCAGCACUGCCCCCCAGGUGUUGAGUACCAGCUCUCCAGCCCAACAGGCAGAAAAUGAAGCCAAAGCCAGCUCUUCCAUCUUAAUCGACGAAUCAGAGCCUACCACAAACAUCCAAAUUCGGCUUGCAGACGGCGGGAGGCUGGUGCAGAAAUUUAACCACAGCCACAGGAUCAGCGACAUCCGACUCUUCAUCGUGGAUGCCCGGCCAGCCAUGGCUGCCACCAGCUUUAUCCUCAUGACUACUUUCCCGAACAAAGAGCUGGCUGAUGAGAGCCAGACCCUGAAGGAAGCCAACCUGCUCAAUGCUGUCAUCGUGCAGCGGUUAACAUAACCGCCCAGCCAGCUGCCUGGCCUCCCUCCUGUGUUUCCCAUGGCCAGUGGCCAUGCCCCAUGGGGAUCGCCCCUCCUGCCCCCUUGUGCACACCCAGCAGUCCAGUGCAACGUCUCCUCCAUAGCUCUGGGUUCUUAGAUCUUGGUUGGACGUUUGUUUUCUCCUUAGUUGCAUUUCCUGGGUUUUUGUGAUGAUCAAUGGACUUUAAUGAAAAAAAAAAUAAAAACAACCAAAAAAAUUGAAGGAAUAUCACCAGCAUGUUGUACGGAAACUCUCCCACUGAAGCAGGCUUUAAUUGCUUUAAAAUUAUAUUUAUCUUGGGGCCUGUGGGAGGAAACUUCCUUCCAUCUUCUCUGCAUAAAAACUUGUGGCACACAAUGCUUAUUCACUAGUGUGUCCCACCCGCCAGCCCCACAGAUGACUGGAGGAAGGAGGGGAAAUGUGUAGAAAGAGGCUUCGCCACCACUUGUUCCCACGAGAAUAUGUCACUUGCCCAGAUAAAACUGGGCGGCAGCCAGAGUUCCCUGAAGUGGGAAGUCAGAGCUCCAUGCACACAGUGUCUUCAGAAGGUGAAAAUAAAUAUUUCCCUGUGCUCCUUUUACUCAACCCCUGGGGUAUCUAAUCUUGCCAGGUCUUGGCCAGUUGAGAUUCUGUUCCACCUGCCUGCCUGGCCCUUUCCUCCAUUACCAUCCAGACUGCUCGCCUCCUGGGGAUUCUCAGGGGCUCCAUUAUGGCUUGAUUUACUCCACGUGCAGAAGUCUUGAGUGGACCUAGGAGGUAGGUGGGAUAUUUUUUUUCACUAGGAUACAGCUCAUGCCAACCCAUCCUAAGUGAGUUCAGAAUCAGGGUAUCUUGCCCUAUAAGAUAAACAGUCAAAAUGCCACCGAGCUGUUCACUAGUGAUGUGUGGCAAAUCAAAUCAACUGUUGAAGAAGGGGUGAGUUUUCUGUGCUACAAGCACCUGUCACUGUUGGUACUUGCAGGAGGCUUCUGCUGGGUAUGUUUUGGAAGUGAGUGUCACUACUUGGCUUUGCUUAGCAGGUUCUGCUUCACACUUGUUCUUUGACCUGCUGACUUGUGACUUGCAGAAACAUAGGCAGUAGUCCUAGCCUGGUAAAGACCCUCCACCACCCCUAUAAGUUUGAUUGCUAUGCAGGUUUGGGAGAGGAGGCCUAUUGGGCUCUUGGAUGGAACCCUUUCCCGUAUUAAACAAACCAGAGACAGAAUCAGUGCUGACUCAGGAUCUCCUGGUUUGGAAUCGUAAUGUGCCUCAAUCCUCUUUCCAAGCAGGCCUCACCAGUCUCUUUCUCUUUCCUGCUUCACCCCUGCAAUGAGCCAAGAACCAACACUACAUCCACCUAGAACUGCAGAAGGGCUUGUGGUUUCAACCAAGACCCAUCCUGAGCAAGGGACUUGGCUUGGUGCUUUUGAUCCCAAAGUUCCCACACCGGCAGUGGCCUGCUGGGGCAAUGGCAUCUGUCACGGUGUUUUCUCCAGCAGGUGGAGAUUAUGGAACCUACAUAUGGGUCUGGAAAAACUGUACACUGUUGUCACCUUGACCAUUAAAAACCAGAAUGAGGACAA
Homo sapiens (human) is the source of this 4910-nucleotide messenger RNA. It is a transcript of the gene NSFL1C, whose product is annotated as NSFL1 cofactor. NCBI's taxonomy places the organism in Eukaryota, Metazoa, Chordata, Mammalia, Primates, Hominidae. The transcript has 9 exons. The record is from RefSeq and is a predicted model, not a curated record. Gene Ontology annotation, cellular component: VCP-NSFL1C complex; centrosome; chromosome. Gene Ontology annotation, biological process: establishment of mitotic spindle orientation; positive regulation of mitotic centrosome separation; negative regulation of protein localization to centrosome. The coding region runs from base 2359 to 3327 and encodes 322 amino acids.